UUUUAGGAUAAUUUGAGAAAGGACCUAGGUAUAGUCUACGACGUUUAUCUUAUCUAGAACACAGUAAAGAUCAUGGCGAAACGAAAAUUGGCUGAAGAAGAGAACUUUAUGGAACCUUUGGAAAAGAAAUUUGAAAAUGACUGUAUCGAUGCAGCUAAUAAUUUUAAAAACUCACUUGAUAGUGAUGAAGAAGAUGAUGAAGAAGCUGCAAAAAAAUACAAUUUUUUGGAUCCUGAAGAGUUAGAAGGGCAAGAGGAAGCUACUGUAGACUUUGAAGGAGAUAUUCGCAUCACACCAUUUAACAUGAAAGAAGAAUUGGAAGAAGGCCACUUUGAUAAAGAAGGAACAUAUAUUUUUCACAAAGAUCAAAAGGAAAUAAGAGAUAGCUGGCUGGACAAUAUUGAUUGGGUCAAGAUCAAAUCCAGAGAAGAAAUUACAAAAGGUAAUAUGGAUGAUGAAAAUAACCUUGACAAAGAAAUGGAAAUGUCUGACAAAUUAAAUAAUUAUAAGGAAAUGCUGAAGCUUAUGAAACCUGGAGAAACUGUUCAGAGAGCAAUUCGUAGGCAUGGUGGUGGUGGAAGUAGCAUAAAGCAGUCCAGUGCCAGCCGUCGAUGGUUAAAGGAUAGAAGGAACCAGAAAACAAACAGCGAAAAUAAUUCUGAGGUGGAUCAACAGAAGCUGCUUCAGCUCACUGAACUUGCAAAUGAAAUUUUACAGUCUGGAGAUAUGGACAUUUAUGAACAAACUUAUGAGAAAUUAGAUUUUCUUUUGAAAGUUGAGGAUGAGAAGAAAAUGGCAAAGACAGCAAAAGAUAGAACUGAAAUUGCACCAGAAACAAGUGAUGAUGCUCUUGAUAUGUUUUCAGAUAGUUUUGAUUCUAAAAUUUGUGCUGAGAAAGACAAGGAAAAAAAGAGAACUGAUCCAGAAGAUGGAAAAGAAACAAUAAAAUCAGAUGCCGACAGCAAUGUCAAAGAGAAUGAAGGUGGAGUCACAUGGGAGUUCAGAUGGGAAAAUAAUGAAGAGUCUCCAAUGUAUGGGCCUCACUCAUCUCUGCAAAUGAAUGAAUGGGUUAAAGCUGGAUACUUUGAUGAUGGUGUGUGGGUUCGACGAGCUGGAGAAGUUGAAGCUCCCUUUUACGACUCAAGGCGCAUUGAUUUUGAACUUUACUUUUGAAAAAUAUGUGUGUUCUUUUGUUUGCAUUGUUUUUACUUUUUAAGACCUAUUGGGAUCUGUGUACCAAAUAAUUGUCAUUGAAUACAGUACUUAAACUUAAAUUCUCAUAAGUUAGAAAAAAUGAAAAUGUCAGAUUGUUGGCUUAAAGUCAGUCUCAGAUUUUUUCAGAUAUUUUUAUUCACAAUGUGAAGUGCAUAAAAAUUAUUACUUUUUAGUAAAGUACCUUAUUUUAUCUGUAUUGUAAUAGAUACUUUGGAAAAUAAUGUUUUUGAAACAGGGACUGUAAAAUAUUGACACCAUGACAUAAAAUUUAUAAAGUACUGUGGUCAAAAUAAAAUCUGGCCAAUUUUCAUUAGUGUGUACAGUUAUGUUAUUUUAGUUUUGUUAAUACUGCAUUUGUUUAUUGACAGCUUUUGCGUAAUGAAAUUUGAUAAUCUGAAUAUAAUUUUUUUAAAUCACUAAACAUAAGUGUUUGAAAUGAUUACAUUCAAAAAGUCAGUAGUAGCUAAGAAAGAAUUUGUUUCAAAGUUUUCCUUGGAAAAUUAGUUGUACUAAGUUUUCUAUUAUAAACUGGGUGCAACAGAAAAAAUAUUUCUGCUGUCAUGGAACAAGCACUGUAAAUCUGUGUGUCUGAGAGACCUGCCUCCUAAAAGUAUAAAUCAUGCAUGUGUGAAGGUUUAUUAUCAAAGCAUUUGUAUGUAUUUGUAAAUCAACCAUGCCCAUUACACAGGUUUAUGUGUAAUACAAAAUAAAUAAUCUGUUGAUUUACAGCUUGUGUUUUUGCAGUUGUAUGUCACAGUAGCUUAAAGGAAAAAAAAAUCUAGUUAGUGGACAUAUAUAUAUAACAAUUCAAGAGAAGCAAGUAGUUCAUGUUGUUGACUAGCAAGUGAUUUUUUUUUUCUUGUAAUAAGCCAUAUGUUCAUUAUAUCACAUUGUUUUCACAAAUGUUUUUGAUUGUGUGGUAAUUGGUGUUUUUUGUUGCCAGUUUGUACAUAUGCUUUGUUAGUUAUUUUUAUGUUCAUCAUAAUGUGACAUUACAUUUUGUAUUAAACUUAUCUUCACAGAACCCAAACCAUUAAUGAAAUAAACUUGCAUGUGUGGAAUGAAACUAUCCUUCUCAGAUUAGCUUCUGCCACCACACAUUUUUGUUGUA
Molecule: messenger RNA, 2326 nt
Organism: Limulus polyphemus (Atlantic horseshoe crab)
Lineage: Eukaryota; Metazoa; Arthropoda; Merostomata; Xiphosura; Limulidae
Gene: holn1
Product: CD2 antigen cytoplasmic tail-binding protein 2 homolog
Exons: 5
Coding region: 73-1173 (366 amino acids)
Cellular component (GO): U5 snRNP
Molecular function (GO): protein binding
Source: RefSeq, a predicted model, not a curated record